Branchiostoma floridae (Florida lancelet) is the source of this 412-nucleotide messenger RNA. RefSeq names its product protein N-lysine methyltransferase METTL21A-like. The record is from RefSeq and is a predicted model, not a curated record. The transcript has 3 exons. Gene Ontology annotation, biological process: peptidyl-lysine methylation. Lineage: Eukaryota; Metazoa; Chordata; Leptocardii; Amphioxiformes; Branchiostomatidae. Gene Ontology annotation, cellular component: cytosol; cytoplasm. Gene Ontology annotation, molecular function: protein-lysine N-methyltransferase activity. Bases 149 to 397 code for a protein of 82 amino acids.
GCCAACCCGUUGCACCUUAUUUGUGGAGGGGAAUUCCAGUUUUAUUUUUAGCACUCUCUGGGCUGAGCGAAGAGAGAGACAUCUAGUCUCAGCUGAUAUCAACUGUACAGACAUAACGUGUUGCUGAGGGGUCAUCUCCAAGGACAAAAUGUCGGACAGAAAACGCCUGUAUAAAGUUCCCAAGGAGACGUACACGUUCUGUGGUAACCAGGUGGAAAUCUGGGAGGAGCUGGCGGCUUGCGGGGAGGGCGCAACUGUCUGGGAGUCGGGUGAGACGAUGAGCAGGUAUCUGGAGCAGUCCGGGCUGGACCUGGAGGAUAAGGUGGUGCUCGAGCUGGGCUCGGGAACGGGACUGGUCAGCAUCGUGGCAAGCCUGAUGGGUCAGCAACCUUACUAGCUUUAUCUCUGCUUC